UGUAAGCAUGUCGCUUAGCUGGGCUCCGACAGAAAGCUGUCGUAUCUAUAGCUAUCUUCUAUUGAUAUAGAUGGAUAGUUUUAUGCCCUGCACUAUACUUAAGGCAGCGUCUCUCGAAAUUGAUUCAAGCGUCGACGUACUGAAAUGGCCGUGUUUAAAAUCACCAGGUAUACCUGCGAGGCUAAACUCGGGGGAAAUAAAUGUGUUGUCGUCAGGAAGUCGGAAGACAGUUGUAGCUUUCCCAAAAGAAACAAAAUGGACUCCUGAAACUCCACUUAACGUUAUAGUCAAUCGUUUUUAAAGGUUAUUGGAAGAAGAACUGGGUCCUGUGAUCGUUUAAUUACUCUCAUCACCAAACAGCAAUUAGAUCUUGCUGGAGACUGGAGAAUAUUCCCAACCUCUUCCCCUUCUGAACCAAUGGAAGGGUCUGACAGUUCAGAGCAGAGCGGCAGUGACCAGCCAGAGUCGCAGCGCAGGAGCCAGCUGGAUCGUCUUGACAGAGAAGAAGCCUUCUACCAAUUUGUCAACAAUCUGAGUGAUGAUGACUAUCGUCUUAUGAGAGACAACAAUCUUUUGGGCACCCCAGGAGAGGCAACAGAGGAUGAGCUGUUCAGUAGACUUCAGAAUAUCAAAAAUGGUGCAGAGCAGCAGACGAACACGCCCAGUUCAGAAAAUUUAGAAGAGCCAAGUGAACAACCUGAAACCUCAGAAGAUCCUGCUAAUGGUGAUAGUCUCCUAGAAUGGCUGAACACAGUGAGGCGCACAGGCAACACAACCAGAACUGGUCAUCGUGGAAACCAGUCAUGGAGGGCAGUAAGUCAGACCAACCCAAACAGUGGAGACUUUCGCUUCAGCCUGGAAAUCAGCGUGAAUCGCAACUUAGCUGAGCAGCAGGCCGCUGCUGAAGGAGAACAACAGCCUCCAGAGUCUCAAGAAGUAGAUGGAAAUGCUGAACCACCUGUUCUCAUGGAGACAGGAGUGGUAGAAGAACGAGUUGUUGAGGAGAUGGCUGUCAUAGUAGGACCAGAGCCUGAGCCCGAACCCGAGCCCGAGCCUGAGGCUGAGCUUGAGCCGGAGCCGGAGCCGGAGCCAGAGCCGGAGCCGGAGCCAGAGCCAGAGCCGGAGCCGGAGCCAGAGCCGGAGCCAGAGCCAGAGCCUGAGCCUGAGCCUGAGCCAGAGCCAGAGCCAGAGCCUGAGCCCGAGCCCGAGCCAGAGCCUGAACGGGAAGAGAUUGUUUCAAAUGAGACGCAUGCAGGUCCUCCCAGCUCACCAGUUGUUGUGUCAGUUCAACCAACGCUUUCUCUGUCUCUACGUAGAGGACAUAGGAGAGCUCGCAGCCGCAGUUCAGAACCAUGCAGAACCAGGGCUCGUACAGCCAGGAGCCGUUCCCCUCUCCGUUCAGAUCAGAUGGAAGAGCUGCCUAAUCCCCGCUUUGCUCAUACUUCUGAAGGACCUAGCACCGAUACCAGCGCUCCACUUGCGCUUCAAGUGGAGGGUAGUUCUCGGACUCGACAGCAUGUGCUUUCUAGACAAAGUGCUGCUGAGAGUGAUAUUCAGCAGCCCAGGGUUGAAACUGAACAAACUCCUGAAACCCAAAGCGUUGCUUCUCAUGAAGGAGAAAGUGGAGUUGAAGGUGGUGCAGCUGGACGAAGGCCACCUACUAUAAUGCUUGAUCUUCAGGUGCGUCGGGUGCGUCCAGGCGAAUAUCGCCAAAGGGACAGCAUUGCCAGUCGUACACGUUCGCGGUCACAGAACUCAAACAACACAUUUCUUUAUGAAAGUGAGCGUGGUGGAUUUCGUAGGACUUUCUCACGCUCUGAGCGUGCUGGUGUCCGGACCUAUGUCAGUACAAUUCGUAUCCCUAUCCGUAGAAUUUCGGAUGCAAGUUUGGGAGAGGCGACCUCAAUGGCUCUCCAGUCUAUGAUUCGACAGAUCAUGACUGGCUUCGGUGAGCUCGGCUACCUCAUGGAUUCUGACUCAGAUUCUUCCGAUUCCAACCGUGGAGCCAGUGCAUCCGCAGAUUUGGCUGAAAACUCCAAUAACCCAGAUGCCACCGCUCCUGCUGCUCCUGUUGUAGAUGAACCACCUGUGGCUACUGGAGUCAGAGCAAGGACAGUUGAGACCGAUAUGGAUGAAGGACUUGCCACUACUCCUCCAGCCCCUGGUGGCAGGGCUAGACCCAGAGCCCCUAUCAACCUUGAGGAGCCAAGCUCAUUGCCCCUCCUCCGACUGGCUCACUUCUUCCUAUUAAAUGAUGAAGAUGAGGACCAACCCCAAGGGCUGACCAAAGAACAGAUUGACAACCUUGCCAUGCGCAACUUUGGCGAAAGUGACGCCUUGAAGACUUGCAGUGUCUGUAUAACAGAGUAUGCGGAAGGAAACAAGCUGCGGAAGCUUCCUUGCUCCCAUGAGUAUCACGUGCAUUGCAUCGAUCGCUGGCUGUCGGAAAACUCCACCUGCCCCAUCUGUCGCAGGGCUGUUCUGGUGUCUACUAAUAGAGAGAGUGUAGUGUAGCUCACAACAAGCCUCUUUGUCUAUUAAUUAUGUAAUAACCCAAAUUCAUAAAUAACUUUAAGGAGAAAAGUCUAUGUUGAAAUGUAUACCAUCCAUACCAUUUGCAAGUUUUAUCUAAUCACCAGAUGGAUUUGGGUUGCUCCACGCUGGCACUGAUGGAGGUUAGGGCUGCUCAGUGGUAUUCUGGUAUCAUGAUGAACCCUAUUUGAACAUUGUUGGUUAUCGUGUGCACAUUUUCUUUUCAACAGAGAGUCUACCUUGGCACAUGUCCAUCUCUUUCCUGGUUUUAAGGUUUAGGUGCACUCAUAGAAAAAAAACCAGGUACAACAAAUAUGUGUUGUUAUACGGUGCAGACAAUUCGUGUGCAUUGAAAAUGGCUUAUCACUGCAACGCUAGUCUAGACCUUUGAAACUCAGUUAAUAAACUUAACUAUUACAGUGCCAGUGUCCACCUUUCCAAAGUUAGUCACACACCGUGCAUGCUGUUUGAAUCAACCCCUUAAGUGACCAUUCUGGUUUUUUUUUGCACUGUCUCAAGUUGUGUGUGAAAGAGAGCCACUAUUCUGAAGAAAACCAUCUGGUUAUAAAAGCUGUGCACCUGCAGGCAGUUUCAGCAGCUCAAAUCUGCACCCAUUUUUUUUUUAGUUCCUAAACAAUGCCUUAUAAAUCAUAAGGUGUGUAUUGGUACAGUUCAGUUAUUCCAGGUCAAAGUAUUAGCUGUAAAUAAGCUUGUAUAAAUAAUUUUGGAGUCAUUCUUUGUAUCAGUGGUUUUAUUUUUGGAUUGUAAAUCAUCUGAGAUUAGGGGUUUAUUGGCCAGUGUUACUAUCUACCAGGGCAACCCUUAAUUUAAAUAUAAACAUAGCUGCGAUAAGUAUACAACUGAUUUUUAUCUACUGAUAGAUAUGGCCAAAUGAGGACAUUGUUGGUUUGCCAUUUCAUGUAUACGCUGCCAUGUUUGCUAUGGCAUAAUGUACAUGUGUAAUAAACAAUUUUAUAGUAGAUUGUUGUUCAGGCAAAAAGAACUUGGAACACAAGUUACAUAAACACAAGUCAACUUUUGGAUUGGAUGCAUUUUGCCAUCAAAACAAAAAAAUAAUAAUUCUACUUUCAGCGAUAGCACGAAUUAGAGAUUCCUCAAUAUUGGUUGUACAUAUUUGAAAUCAUGCUGUUGGCAGUUAAUAUUCCCUCAUUUUACCAUGACUAAAAAGCAUCACAUACCUGGUUUGUUCUUUAAAAGGUUCCUGGAUUUUAGAAAUGUUGCACAAUUCCCCCCCAAUCGUUCAGUUGCUGGUGUACUUUCAAUCCUACAAUAACACAUUUUGUAGUUGUUGUCAGCGUUGCUGAGCUAAAUGAAAUGCGGCUUCACCUUUUCAAUUCAUGAUGAAAUAAUACUAUUUACAAAACUUAAUUUCCAUCUGAAAUUGGCCAAGUGUGUCUUGAUCAGGUCCUGGUAGACUUUUAAGAUGUUCAGCCACAGAUGUUCAUUACAUUACAUGCAAAAGACAAUACAAACAACAAUGAUAUAAAUGUAUGCUAUUAUUAAAUCUAUUGUCAAUGGUUGAAAUCCUUAAAAAUUUAUUGCAUUAUUAAAAGUAAAUUUCUGUUUUCGAGGAUGUCAGUUUUUAUGGCACUAUUGAUGAACAAGGGCACAGUCUACAUGGAAGAGGGGGAUAUCAUUCUCAUUCUCCAUGUCUUUGCCAUUGUUACACUUUUUUUCACAGGCCAUGAAAUUGAAUGCAAAAUUUUCUCGUUGUUGAAUACCACAAACUUGUCUCCAAACUAUGUAAAACUGUGUUCCCUUUUGGGCCAUGCUUGGCCUUUUUCUGUGAUCCACCCAAUUUGACUGGGUUUGAAUGGAAACUAACUGCUGAAUUAAACAAGUUAUGCUACUAAUACAUUGUAGAUAUCAAUUCUGUGAGCUUUGAAAGCAUGCAACAAUGACUUUCUACAUGCAGUUAGUUGGUCACAUUUAGAAGAUAUACAUGCAAAUCAGUCACCCUUUGGCCUCAUAAUAGGCCAUUUACGUGACUCGUGUAGAGCCCAUGAGUUUUUCCCUGGAAGACGCUAACGUCAUAGGCUAUUUCAUACUCCUUGAGCGCUGGCAGCUAGAUCCAGUCCACACAUUCACCAUCCACACACAGAUGUACCGUAUUUUCACCACCAUAGGGCGCACCGGAUUAAAAGGCACAGUCUCAGUUGCGGGAUCUAUUUCUGUAUUUAACACACACAAUAAGGCGCACCGUAUUAUUGGGCGCAGGCAUGGUAAUACAUACGCUAUCUUAAAACAUAUGGUAGCAUGCAUGAAUGCUAAAACAAUGUUUUUAAAAAGGCAGUCGGAGCAAAACUGAGUUCAGUUGUACUUUAUUGAAGUUUUUAACAACGUACUCUCGUUAUUUUUUUAUCAAUCCUCAUCCACAAAUCCAUCAAAAUCCUCAUCUGUAUCCGAAAUGAACAGCUGGGCAAGUUCAAACAACAAACACAUCGCGUUCCCUCUCGUCACUGUCAGAGUCAGUCUCGUUGCGGGGGGGCUGUUCAGCAAUGAUGCCGCUUUCGCGAAAGCUCUGACAACAGUCAAAGCAGGUACCUUAGCCCAAGCAUCCACAAUCCAUUCACAUAUGGUGGCGUAACUCGCCCGCCGUUGCCUCCCAGUCUUAGUUCCACUUGGUUUUUCACAGCAGCUGUGAGAUGGGCGCGCAUGGAGUCACAGAUCAACAGCGACGGUGACGUGUGGAAAAAACCAUCCGGUCUCUUUACGUACACCUCACUCAGCCACACUCUCAUUUUCUCCUCAUCCAUCCAGCCCUUUUGAUUGGCCUUAACGAUGACUUCGGCUGGAAUCUUUUCUUUAGGCAGCGUCUUCCUCUUAAAAAUCACCAGAGGUGGCAGUUUCUGUCCAUUACCAUGGCAACCAAGCACAACAGUAAAAGCAGACUUCUCAUGCCCCCUUGUGCGCAUCGCUACUGUGGUGGUCCCCUUCUCUACAGUGUGGUUCACCAGGAUGUCGAAAGUGAGCCAAAGUGAGCGGCACCUCGUCCAUGUUGGUGAUGUGGUUGGGCUGGAUGUGUUUGUCGGCAAUCUUUUUACUGCAGUAGGAGCGGAAGAUGGCCAGCUUUUCCUUGUAAUCCACCGGAAGAUGCUGCGCCACGGUAGUCCUUGCCCGGAUGAAUAGAUGGCGCCUUUUCAUAAAACGAAAGCACCAAGACGGACCUCCUUGAAAAUGUUCGAUUUUCAUUUCUACUGCAAGCGUUAUUGCCCUCAGUCGAAUGGUGACUGUAGAGACGCUUCUCCCGGCUGUUCUUUGAUCAUUAAUCCAUUGCUCGAGUUGGUCUUCCAACUCGGGCCACCUCGCCUUGUUUCCGCGGAAACUCAACUUUGUCUUCUUGACUUGGCGAAGCUCGUUUUCCUGCUUCCUCCACUUGCAAACCAUGGAUUCGUUGAUCUCGAAUUCUCUUGCGCCUGCUCGAUUCCCAUGUUCCUCCGCGUAACUGACAGCUUGCAGUUUAAACUGUGCUUCGUAAGUUUGUCUCUUCGUAGGUGCCAUUUUCGGGGGUCCUUAGCCAAACCGAUGUUGUUUUGCACAAUGCACAUACCGGCGCUAUAGACCUACUGGGGGCGUGCCUUUAGCGUCCUCUGUCACGCGCACCCUUCCCCCUUUACGUCCGCAUGCUGUCCUCAGUCAUGUCCGCCUUUCCUCUAUAUAAGCAGCGUGACGGCAGGAAAUUCUCCCAGUCAGUCAAGCGGAGCGCUCAUCAAAUUCACACAUAAGGUGCACCGCAUUAUAAGGCGCCCCCGUCCAUUUUGGAGAAAAUUUAAGACUUUUAAGUGCGCCUUCUAAUCGUAAAAAUACGGUAAUUGUGAAGAUUACUCCACGGCGGACUAGCAUGCGGCCUGAGGUUCCGCCUGUUUGUGCGGGACUUGGUUUGGGUAAGUCACAGGAGUUGAGGAGACCAGAAAAAACUUACGCCGCUUCCGCUGUUAAGAAGUAACGGUAGUUUUACUCCGUUACAAUGAUCUAAAUGUCGCUUGCUAAUUUUAUUUAUCAACUAUUUCACGACUUCCGCAUUGGGCGCUAUUUGCGCCAAUCCAGUUUAAGCGCGAGUGACGUUUAAGUGUAGUUCACCAUUCAAACGACGCAAAGCCACAUGACCUCACACGUCGUCUUCCAUUGGGCUUCCGGGACAAGGGUAUUAACACGAGAUAAACCAGCACCGCUGAUCAUCGUGCAGCUGUGUUUUGGGGGGUCGUCGUCACCAUGAAGGCAACGGUGUGCUACUCGUGUUUACAUUUAGAUGAACAAACAGUUUUCAUGUAUUGUAGUAUUUGUCUAGCACUGUGCCCAAACGUGGAUAUUUCAGCUCACUUAUGAGAAAAUUUACUGCAGUAAAUUGCAGAUGUUUUGUGGGAGUCUUGACUGCAUACACACAUACACGUACGCACACAAUAUCAGAAUUUGCACAUUCACAUUCUGUAAUAUAUAUUUUUUUAUUGAUGUUCAUGCUGUGGUGAAAAAAAAAAUAGAAGUUACUAUUUACUGAGUACUUGAGUAAUUUCCCUUUGUACUUUUUACUUUUACUUGAGUCACACCAAGUAACAAGUACUCUUACUUGAGGACAAUGUUUGGCUACUCUACCCUCCUCUGGAGCAGAUAUCCUCUAUUGCUACUCUUACGUUUAAGCAACAUUUGUGCUCAUCAGAUCAGCCAGUGUGGUAUUUGUUGCACUGAUCUUUUGUAUUUUCGCGUUGAGGUGCUGCGGGUCAUGGCCCUUGUUGUGGUCCCAGCAGAACCGCGAAGCACACGUAACAUCGGCAGCAAGAGUUGGUCCGCUACUACAUCUUGUAUUAAUUAGGAAACGCGCCUACAAUUAUCUAAUUAGUUUAUGGAUGUUAAUGUUAAAUGUAUUACGCGACGGAGUGAUGUUAAGGAUUAUGUCACAACACAGAAUGAACUAACUUCAGCUUCAGAAAUGGCCAAUAAAAACAGAAAGAUAUUGUAUUUAAUAUUUUCCUGGAGGAUGCAUUUGGGAUUAGCCUUUGAAGUUGGUAAUAGUGAAAAAUUUUCUUUUCCAGAAUGAGAGUGCUGAAAGAGGAGGAUGCUAUAAAGCAGGGGUGUCAAACUCAUUUUUGUCACGGGCUACAUCGUAGUUAUGACUUCCCUCGGAGGGCCUCUACGACUGUGAACCCAUAUAAAUGAAAUAUUACCUCAUAUACUGUAAUUACAUACAGUAUACACAACACAAUGAAUAACCAGUUGUAAAAUCAGAAGCCCAUAAAAACAUGUUUUUCAACUAUUACAUUUCUUUUCAACGGGAGAUCAGUAACAAAAAAUGCUUGCAAAUAUCUCAAUGAUUUUACACUAGAACAAAACUAGCAAUUUUUAUUUGAUUUCGCGGGCCACAUAAAAGAUGUGGCGGACCGGAUCUGGCCCCUGGACCACCAGUUUGACAUCUGUGCUAUAAAGCUUGAAGCAGGCAUCCGGUGCAGGUGGAGAUGGGCCUCGCUCAACUUGGAGGCCAAAACCAAAAAAGCAAAGAAAUGAGGCAAAUUUAAUUGUGAUCUUAAAUUGGUACGUCAACAUGUACUUCAGCGGUGUAAAUACGUUUUUCUCUGUGAAGAAAAUGUAUUUUGCCUUAUUGUAUUCCAGAGUAGUCACUGAUGAUGUAGUGGUACACUCGCCUGACUUUGGUGUGGACAGCGUGGGUUCAGUGUGAAUGUGGGUGUGAAUGGUUGUCCUUGUCUAUAUGUACCCUGCGACUGACUGGCGACCAGUUCAGGGUGUAGUCCGCCUUUUGCCCAAAGUCAGCUGGGAUAUGCUCCAGUCCCCCACGACCCUAACCAGGAUAAGUGGUGUUGAAAAUGGAUGGAUGGAUGUAUUCAAGAGUGUGAUGUAUUUAUUGCUGUAUGUUCUUGUUUUAUACUACUGUGUGCUGACUACCUGAUGCUGAAAUGCAAUUAAUCAGCCCAUCCACAUUCAACACUCCCUCCUGGUAGGAGUUGGAUUUGAUCUUUGUUGACAGAGGACUAAGUUUAGGUGAACGGACGGAACAAUGUGCUAAAUAAAUCACAUUUUUACACCAGACACGGGAGCAUUAUACAUGUCAACAGAUUACUGUGGAAUCUUCCGUAUACAGUACUUGCAUCCCAGAAAGGCCACUUUUUGCUUGGUAUCAGUGCUGGCAGAUUAUGAUGUGCUUUAUUCUACUCAUUACAAUCCCUCAAGUGAAAAGUCAACUCACACUUUAGUGUAAAUUUUGUGGUGCACACCAUACAGCAUCUCUCGGUAUUCCCAUAUUUUAAGGGAAUUCAUAGUAUUUUGUAAAUGUGUGAUGUUCUUGCAGAUGCGUGGUUGUACCCUGUUCACAAAUAACCGGAUUUCCAAUGGUUAAAAAAUGUCUUCAUUAAUAUUUACUGUACAUCUUCCACUAGAUGGCAGAAGAUACAAAAAUUCCAUCAUUUUGAGUACAUACGUAGUUUUUGUGACAUCUUUGUGUGAUGCCGUGUAUGGGCUCAUUAAAGGUUGAGAAACACUGUGUCUAAUGUUUAACUAAAGGUGGACAAACAUGGAAGCCACUGCUUUUAGCUACAAUACAAUAGUGGCACUUCGGAGAGCUGCCAAUCGUCUUUGGCCCCUCCAAAGGAGUUUGCGUCAGAAAGCCUUCGCUCCAACGCAAGAAGCUGUUAAACGCAAGGGGACGUGUCCGAUAGAAGUGAGUCCUGUGGACUAGUUCGUGCUGACAGUGAAAAGUGUACAGGACACCAUCAGGUUCUACACGUCAGCUCUGGGCACGGAGGUUGUCACGUUCAAGGGAAACCGUAAAUCUCUGGGAUUCAGGAAGCAGACGUUUAACCUCCAUCAGCUCGGCAAGGAGUUUGAGCCCAAAGCAAAGCAUCCAACUCCAACCCUAACCACUGUUGCUGCACACUUGAAGGUGUGUGGAGUGCAGAUAGAGGAGGGCCCAGUGGAUAGGACUGGAGCAGUGGGGACAAUCACAUCACUGUACUUCCGAGAUCCAGAUGACAACCUCAUUGAAGUGUCCAAUUAUCACCAAGAAACAUCACAAUAUUUUUAAUGAGAGGUCCUCUUGUUGUUUUUAUAAUUUUUUUUUUUUUUAAAGCAAAUAUUCCUAAAACUCAGCAGCGGGCCAUUCAUUGGGCAACAGGACCUUCAGUGGGGACUUAUUUGACGUAGUUCACCUCUUAAAACCACCACUGUCACACCAGUUAUAGAAACAAGCAAUAGCAACUAUUUGAUAGUAAUAAAAAUUCUGAAUUAUUUAUUCAUCAAUGUGAAAAAUAUAAAACAAUUAAAAUACUUCAGACUCA
Messenger RNA from Phyllopteryx taeniolatus (common seadragon), 9833 nucleotides. It is a transcript of the gene rlim, whose product is annotated as ring finger protein, LIM domain interacting. The transcript is spliced from 7 exons. The record is from RefSeq and is a predicted model, not a curated record. Gene Ontology annotation, molecular function: ubiquitin protein ligase activity. Gene Ontology annotation, cellular component: cytoplasm; nucleoplasm. Gene Ontology annotation, biological process: protein ubiquitination; ubiquitin-dependent protein catabolic process; random inactivation of X chromosome. Lineage: Eukaryota; Metazoa; Chordata; Actinopteri; Syngnathiformes; Syngnathidae. Bases 418 to 2514 code for a protein of 698 amino acids.